AUGGCGUGGUGUGAUUCGGGUUCAUCUGCGUCUCUGGAGGAGUUCCUUCGUGCGGCAGGCAUGGCUGAACAGACGGAGCGCGCUUUUCAGAAGCAGCAGGGAGUCUUCCUCUGCGGCGACUACUCAGCGAAGAAGAAGCUGAGGACCCCGGGCAAGGCGGGUAACCGUUACUACAAGAACGUGGGGCUGGGCUUCAAGACGCCCCGCGAGGCCAUCGAAGGCACCUACAUCGACAAGAAGUGUCCCUUCACGGGCAACGUGUCGAUCCGCGGGCGCAUUCUGUCGGGCACGGUGCUGUCGACCAAGAUGAACCGCACCAUCACCAUCCGCCGCGACUACCUCCACUUCGUGCGCAAGUACCAACGGUACGAGAAGAGGCACUCGAACCUGUCGGCGCACGUGUCGCCGUGCUUCCGCGUGAAGGAGGGGGAUCAGGUCAUCGUGGGGCAGUGCAGGCCGCUGUCGAAGACGGUGCGAUUCAACGUGCUCAAGCGCGACACUCCCUCCGUCCCCCGCCUUUCCCCCCCCGCUCCCCCUCGUGCUGUUGAAUUACUCCGCUCCCCUCCCUCCCACCUCCACCUUCCUCCUCUUCUUUUCUUUCCCUUGAAAGCCUUUUUUCUUUCCUUUCCCAUCCCCUUUCCACCCCUUGUAAAAUUUUGGGAGGACAUCCCACACAAAGUGAGUCAAGAUGAGUUCGGAGGCGGUGCCCGAGCCAAGAACAAGCUCAUCCGCAAGAUCAUCCACCAACGCGCCGCCGCCUAUGACAAGUCGUACGCGCGCAAGGAGCGCGAGCUGGUGGAGCUGAAGCGUGAGGCGAAGCUGAGCGGCGGCUUCUACGUGGAGCCCGAGCCCAAGCUGCUCUUCAUCAUCCGCAUUCGUGGUGUGAACGACAUGCACCCCAAGACGCGCAAGAUUCUGCAGCUCCUGCGCCUUCGCCAGAUCUUCAACGGAGUGUUCCUGAGGGUCACCAAGGCCACUCUGCAGAUGCUGCGAUUGGUGGAGCCCUACGUCACCUACGGCUACCCGAACCUGAAGUCGGUGCGUGAGUUGAUCUACAAGCGCGGGUACGGCAAGGUCAGGCACCAGCGCAUCCCCCUCACUGAGAACUCGGUCGUCCAAAAAGUGCUGGGGCAGAAGAAGAUUCUGUGUGUGGAGGAUUUGAUUUACCAGAUCUUCACGACGGGCCCGCACUUCAAGGUGUGCAACAACUUCCUGUGGCCGUUCAAGCUGUCGGCGCCCAACGGUGGCAUGAAGAAGAAGCGCCUGCACUUCGUGGAGGGCGGCGAUGCUGGUAACCGUGAGGACAAGAUCAACGCGCUCAUCCGGCGCAUGAACUAA
This is a messenger RNA of Closterium sp. NIES-65, 1338 nucleotides long. Lineage: Eukaryota; Viridiplantae; Streptophyta; Zygnematophyceae; Desmidiales; Closteriaceae. The record is from the annotation of a GenBank genome assembly.